Akanthomyces muscarius is the source of this 285-nucleotide messenger RNA. RefSeq lists its product as uncharacterized. The coding region runs from base 1 to 285 and encodes 94 amino acids. The record is from RefSeq and is a predicted model, not a curated record. Lineage: Eukaryota; Fungi; Ascomycota; Sordariomycetes; Hypocreales; Cordycipitaceae. The transcript has a single exon.
AUGUCUCAGCCAACCACCCUUACGGCCAAGUACGCUUCCCCCACCAACGAGGCCUUUGCCGUCGACACCCCGCUGCCCUCGGCCAGCAGCAGCGACAAGACGAGCUACCUUGCCGCGCUGCGGACCGCCGUCACCGAUGCCCAGGCCACCAUCAACAAGGAGCUCACGGCGCGGAUGGAGGAGGACAACAAGGCGCGCGAUUCGAGUGCGGGCGAAGCGGCGGUAGACGACGCCAAGGAGGAGGAAAACUACGGCGAGGAGGUGCAGGAGGAGGAGGAGGAUUGA